Quercus robur (English oak) is the source of this 2050-nucleotide messenger RNA. RefSeq lists its product as uncharacterized. The record is from RefSeq and is a predicted model, not a curated record. Bases 106 to 1809 code for a protein of 567 amino acids. The transcript is spliced from 5 exons. Gene Ontology annotation, molecular function: chromatin binding. NCBI's taxonomy places the organism in Eukaryota, Viridiplantae, Streptophyta, Magnoliopsida, Fagales, Fagaceae.
GCGGCAUCUCGGAACUCGGAAGACUAUUAACUUCAGUACUGGUUUCCCUUCCCCAACAUAACUUCAUCUAUACCCCAAAGCCACUCUAAUCUGAACUCACUCAAAAUGGGAACAAUCAGUGAGGCAGAGUGUGCCUUAGAACUCGAGGCCAUGAGCAAGGAAGACUCAUCAUGGCACCCUUGCCAGGUCUCUUUUAGCUCUGCUGAAGAUGGUCUUCUUAUAGAGUUUGGGAGCCAAGAGUUGGAGGAUAUGCUAUUGCAGGAUGAGGAAACUCUUACGUGUCUCCGCUUCCGUUCUACUCCUCUUCAAGGUGAUGACUGCACGCACAUUGAAGAAGGAGAGCAUGUUCUUGCCACCCAUAAAUCACAAUUUAAGAGCCGCUUCUAUGAUGCCAAGGUGGAAAAGGUAGUGAGAGUACGACACUCAAAGAAGAUUUAUUGUAGAUGCACUUUCACUAUCAAAUGGCUUCACCAAGAUCUGGAAGGAGAAGCCUUCACUGUCCCAUCUAAUUCAAUCAUGAAACUAGCAACUAAAAGCAUAAAUGACCAUCCUGCUGUUGCCGUUUUCUUGAAAUCAGUAAAACAGAUGCGCUCAUCCUGUGCAUCUCUUUUUCCGACUGUGCUCGAAGAAACUGAUGGUGAAAUGGACAUCAAUAAAUUGCUAGAAAAGCAGAUAGAAGAUAUCAGCAAUUCAGCCACUGAAUCCAAGGAGAAAAUGUCAAAAGACAUUUUAUUAGAGAUUAAAGUUGAUAACAAGGGACAUAUACAACCCAACACUGUUUCAGUAUGUGAAGUAAGCAUUUCACAUGCUCAAGCUCCUCAUGGUCAGAAUCAGUUGAAUAGGUCAACACAGAAUUCAAGUAAACUGCCAAUAGAUUUGCAAGUCAAGGAUCAACCAUCAGCUGCUGCUUCCAUCCAAGAAGAGCUUCCAGAAAACAGGUCCCAUCUCAGUCCUCUUGCUGCUCGUGCAGCUCUGGCCUCAUUAAUGUCAACUAAUCACAUGCGUAUUGCUCUGGAUGGGACUAAAAUGUUCAAUUCCUCUGGCUUAAUUGACAUGCCUAUGAAGGAUAAAGUUUCCUCAGAAAUAUUAGAUGCUUCCAUUCCUGUCACUUCAGCCUCUGACAAAGUGGGAAAUCCACUCAUCUCAACUGAAAGUAUGUCUCAACUAGUGGAUUUAUCUUCUGGAAUAACAACCAAGGUCAAUAAGAGUGGCAAAAAAGAAUCAGAACUCACUAAUUCUGAAGUGACUUUAAAAUGUUCAAAAAGAGAGAGGAAUGUUAGCCAGCCUACUAAAGCUGCUAGAAUAACUCGUUCAGCAGUUCAGAAAGUUACAGUAAUGCAAAAUGAGGGUUUUCAAAUAGAGACUUGUUCUGAAGAAAUGAAGUUAAUGGCUACAACCAACAAGAGAAGGCUUACUCGUUCUACAGUUAGUGAAGAAAAGAAAAACGUGGUUAUGGAGGUCAAACAAGUGUUGGAAGAGAAACAGACAAGUCAUAAUAGAGAGUCAUGUUCCCCUGAAGGAAGACUCUCUGUUCCUGAGAGCAAUGUUUCUAAAAAGAGCAGUGUUGUAUCAAAAAAGAAGAAAGCAAACUCUUCACUGCUUGAUGCUGAGAUUAAUAUCCCUGAUGAGGAAAGAAAUAAAAGGCAGAGUUCCUGUGAAGUCAAAACCACUCAGCAAAGUGAAGGCAAAGAUUCAGGCAAUAGUCAAGGCCAGAAGAGGAAGUCAACUUCUUCCAAGAAGCAAGAGCCGCCACGGUUUUCUCCCAGACUACGGUAUCUCCCUCGGACUCGCUCACAAGGCAAGCGUUAGCAGAUCCUUCAUCAGAAUAGUGCAAAAUAGAAGUUCCAGCAAUACAGCAAUAGCAGAACUGGUUAGUGGUAAUACUUGUCUUCUUUUGAUGCUGUCUUGCUUUACAUAUUCUCUAGUAAGAAAGGGAGGACCAGGAUAUUAUAUGGGACUUUGACAAGCUAGGCUUGUUUGUAUGGGGAUCAUGAAGAAUAUUUCCAUGAAGUGGAUGAUUGAGGUGAAUAUAUCAAGUAAAAUUUUAACA